AUGGCUUCUGCUAUGGAGACUUGCAACGGUGGGAUCUCAAACGGCGACGUUUUGGACAUCUCUUGUAAGCGUGAGAAGCUCAUUAUCGAUACCGAUCCAGGAAUCGUAGAAUUUGAAUUUGUCCCGGUCGAGAUCUCAUUAAGCAAUUCCAUUGAAUUAAGAGUUCUGGUGAUUUCUAGAAUCUGUUUAUCUGAGCUCAUUGUUUGCAAAGGAGCAGCUCAAGUUAUACAAAAAGAAAGUAGAUUUGAGAAUCUGAGAAAUGGUUAUAACAUUGCUGUGUUAUUAUAUGUAUGGUUAGAUGAUAGCAUGGCGAUAAUGAUGGCGUUUCAAACACCGAAGCUGGAUAUAUUGGGAUUGACUACUGUCUUCGGUAAUGUUUCAACACAAGAUGCUACACGCAACGCCUUACUCCUGUGUGAGAUUGCUGGCUUCCCUGAUGUUCCCGUUGCAGAAGGAAGUUCAGAACCCUUAAAGGGAGGGAUUCCGCGUGUUGCUGAUUUCGUGCACGGUAAAAAUGGGCUAGGAGAUGUCACUGUGCCUCUUCCGAGUAGAAAGAAAUGUGACAAAAGUGCAGCUGAGUUUCUAGUUGAGAAGGUCUCAGAGUAUCCUGGUGAAGUCACCAUUCUCGCGCUCGGACCUCUAACCAACCUCGCAAUAGCCAUCAAACGCGAUAGCUCAUUUGCGAGUAAGGUGAAGAAAAUCGUUGUACUUGGUGGAGCAUUCUUUGCUUUGGGAAAUGUCAAUCCUGCUGCUGAGGCAAAUAUAUAUGGUGACCCGGAAGCAGCAGAUAUCGUCUUCACAUCUGGAGCAGAUAUCACUGUUGUUGGGAUAAACAUCACAACCCAACUUAAACUAACAGAUGAUGACCUCUUAGCGCUGCGUAACUGCAAUGGGAAACACGCGAAACUGUUAAGCGACAUGUGCAAAUUCUACAGAGAUUGGCACGUCAAAUCUGAUGGUGUUUACGGAGUGUACCUCCACGACCCGGUAAGCUUUGUUGCUGUAGUAAGGCCUGAUCUGUUUACAUACAAGAAAGGUGUCGUUCGAGUGGAGACUCAAGGAAUAUGCGUUGGUCACACGCUCAUGGAUCAAGGCCUCAAGAGGUUUUGUUAUAUUAACUUUGUUCUUCACACAAAUGAAAACCACUCUUUGAAUCUUUUCAAAAUUUUCUCUAAAAGUGCAGUUUUUUUUCUUUUUCUAUCGGAUUGCAGUUGGAACGGGAGCAAUCCAUGGGUUGGUUAUUCACCGGUAUCGGUUGCGUGGACGGUAGAUGUAGACGGAGUUUUGGAAUAUAUCAAAGGAAUGUUGAUGAAGCCAUAA
Messenger RNA from Thlaspi arvense, 1320 nucleotides. The record is from the annotation of a GenBank genome assembly. Lineage: Eukaryota; Viridiplantae; Streptophyta; Magnoliopsida; Brassicales; Brassicaceae.